Molecule: messenger RNA, 474 nt
Organism: Funneliformis mosseae
Lineage: Eukaryota; Fungi; Glomeromycota; Glomeromycetes; Glomerales; Glomeraceae
Source: the annotation of a GenBank genome assembly
AUGAAAGAUCUCUUUAAGGGCACAUAUGAUCUUAAUGAAUUUGAGUUUUUAGAAAAUCAAGAAGGUGAAAUUAAGCUCCCUGACGAAAGUUUUAUAAAAUAUCAGAAACUUAAACAUCAGUAUUCUCAUACAUCACAUAAUAAACACUUAUCACUUUGUACCGUAUAUAAGAAUUACUUUGAGCAAAAAAUAGUAAAAGAUGAGUACAAUAAGACUGAAAAGACUGAAGAUGCUUUAGACUUAUUACAAUCAAAUUGUCUUGUAGUAUAUAAAGCAAAUUUUAAGAAUUUUUAUGGCUAUAUGUAUUUUAGUCAAAUUGAAUUUUUUGAAGCCAAUGAUAAAUUAAAUGCUAAUAUUGCUUUAAAAUAUGAACUAAAAACUGUUAAAAUGAUAAAAGAAGAAACUGUGUAUGAAAUAUAUAAUAAAAGGCUAUAUGAUAAUGAAGAUGAUCUAUAUAGUAAAGUUAGUGAAUAA